AUGUCUGUUUUUAACUCCAAAGUCACUUCGACAGGGCCUCUUUCCGAGGAAGACGCCCGCUGGAUCAAGCUCUCCAAAAUCACAUACCAAGAUCCCAACGGCUCUUCGCGAUCAUGGGAAUCAGCUGAGCGCCGCACCCGUCCUAAAGACGCAGACAUUGACGGCGUCGGCAUCGUAGCCAUUCUCGAAAAGUCCUCUGGGCCAGAACUCAUUCUGCAGAGGCAAUACCGCCCGCCCAUCGACAAAGUCACCAUCGAAGUCCCGGCGGGUUUGAUAGAUGCGGGCGAAACAGCCGAGGAGUGCGCUGUGCGGGAGCUGCGCGAGGAGACGGGGUAUGUAGGCAAAGCGAGUGAGACAUCGCCGAUGAUGUUCAACGAUCCUGGGUUUUGCAACACAAACUUGAGGAUGGUGCAUGUCACUAUUGAUAUGGAACUGCCUGAGAAUCAGGAUCUGAAGCCGCAGUUGGAGGACAGUGAGUUCAUUGAGGUGUUUACGGUGAAGUUGGCGGAUUUGUGGGAGGAGUGUAAGAGGCUUGAGGCGGAGGGCUGUGCAAUUGAUGCGAGAGUUGGGACUUUGGCAGAGGGGAUUUUGCUGGCUCAAAGAUUCAAGUUGUAA
This is a messenger RNA of Fusarium sp. VM40, 615 nucleotides long. NCBI's taxonomy places the organism in Eukaryota, Fungi, Ascomycota, Sordariomycetes, Hypocreales, Nectriaceae. The record is from the annotation of a GenBank genome assembly.